Molecule: messenger RNA, 1659 nt
Organism: Pyrus x bretschneideri (Chinese white pear)
Lineage: Eukaryota; Viridiplantae; Streptophyta; Magnoliopsida; Rosales; Rosaceae
Product: protein TOM THREE HOMOLOG 1
Exons: 12
Coding region: 703-1590 (295 amino acids)
Source: RefSeq, a predicted model, not a curated record
AUAAUAUGGAUUGGAUCUUAGCCGGAUGUACUUUUGUGUGGAUCUUCAUAUCUUAGUCAUUCAUCGUGUACCAUACGAUAGGAAAUCAUUUGAUUUUUUUAUUUAAAAUUAAACACAAAUAAUAUCUGACGAAAAUUAAUUGCACAAAAUAUGAUGAACAGUUAAAAUGUAGAGAUGGAUAAAAUCCUAGAUCCGGAGAGAAUCCUCGUAAAGUAGAUUCGAAGAGGAUGCUCUGUAAAAUAGCAUUGGAUAGGUAUCAUAAGAUAUUAAAUGGCCGUUUAGGAUGGAGGUGGCAAUCCCGCAAGCGUCUACAAUCUGGCGUUUCCGCAGGACGAGCGUACGCGUCACGCGUGUAAUACGAUUGAAAAGAUAGAUAAGGGCCUAAUAAAUCGAAGUUGGAGAAGCAACAGCACCAAGCCCAUAAAUGUAAAAAGCCCAACAACCCACACCUCCGCUUCGGGCUCGGAUUCUCCUAUUUUUGCCGGCCGUUUUGUGAUUUUCAGUUUCACGUGAGGAGAAUAAAAGAAAAGGAAAAUAAAGAAGAAAAAAGAGUUGGCGAUUGAAUUUAAAUUGGUUUGGAUUUUGAUUGGUUCCUUCUCUCUUUCUUCUUCGCUUUCUCGCGGGGCGAUUGCAGUAUCGUUUCUCAAUUCUCAGACAACCUCUUCGGUUUUAGGAUUCAGAAAAGAAUUGGUGGAGGUUUGAAUGGCGCGUAGCGGCGGCGGCGGAGUCGGGGUGGUGGAGUCGGCGGUGAUAGCUUACAACCUGAGAGACGCAUCGAGUUGGUGGCACGACAUCAAUGCCUCCCCUAUUUGGCAAGACCGCAUAUUUCAUGCCCUUGCUAUUCUCUACGGUCUCGUCGCUAUCGUUGCCCUGGUUCAAUUGAUUCGGAUACAAUUGAGAGUGCCGGAGUACGGUUGGACCACGCAGAAAGUAUUCCACUUUCUUAAUUUUGUUGUCAAUGGAGUUCGAUCAGCAGUGUUUGUGUUCCGCCGGCAAGUGCAGAAGCUGCAUCCAAAGAUUGUCCAACAUAUCUUGCUCGAUAUGCCGAGUCUUGCCUUCUUCACUACCUAUGCGCUCUUGGUUCUUUUCUGGGCUGAAAUUUACUAUCAGGCACGCGCUGUUUCUACAGAUGGACUGAGGCCAAGCUUCUUGACUGUCAAUGCUGUGGUUUAUGUGAUUCAGAUUGCUAUGUGGUUGAUAUUAUGGUGGAAGCCUAUCCCAGUUCUGCUCACCUUAUCUAAGAUGUUCUUUGCAGGUGUGUCCUUAUUCGCAGCCCUUGGGUUUCUUCUAUAUGGUGGAAGACUUUUCUUGAUGUUGCAGAGAUUUCCUGUAGAAUCAAAAGGACGACGGAAGAAGCUGCAGGAGGUUGGCUAUGUGACAACCAUAUGUUUUGCAUGUUUCCUUGUCAGAUGUAUAAUGAUGUGCUUCAACGCAUUCGAUCAAGCUGCUGACCUUGAUGUUUUGAAUCACCCGGUUCUAAACUUUAUAUAUUACCUGUUGGUGGAGAUAUUGCCCUCUUCUUUGGUCCUUUUCAUUUUGAGGAAGUUGCCUCCAAAGCGUGGGAUCACACAAUAUCACCCGAUUCGCUGAGAUGAUGGAGAAACAUCCGAUGAUAGAAAACGAAGAACAGACUUACAGUACACAACUUUGAAAUGCUUA